Messenger RNA from Fopius arisanus, 3798 nucleotides. RefSeq names its product 2-oxoglutarate dehydrogenase, mitochondrial-like (gene Nc73EF). Gene Ontology annotation, cellular component: mitochondrion; oxoglutarate dehydrogenase complex. Gene Ontology annotation, molecular function: oxoglutarate dehydrogenase (succinyl-transferring) activity; thiamine pyrophosphate binding. Lineage: Eukaryota; Metazoa; Arthropoda; Insecta; Hymenoptera; Braconidae. The transcript has 8 exons. The record is from RefSeq and is a predicted model, not a curated record. Gene Ontology annotation, biological process: tricarboxylic acid cycle. The coding region runs from base 112 to 3324 and encodes 1070 amino acids.
AAACUCGUGGGGAUUGCAAAUAACCUAUAUCUAUGGGAAUGCAUAUUGCACUGUUUAAUUUCAAAGUGAAUGUAAUUGCCGCAUGUCCACUGUUGUUCGCACAAAGCAAAAAUGUACAGGGCUAGAACAGUCUUUAGUUCGUUAACUCCCCUGGUGGCUCCAAGGAUAUGUGGAGCAGAAAGAUUUGCCAGUUGGUUAGUACGUGGUCAUCCACUUAUUCGUAAUUCACAAGUUGUCGUUGGAUUGGAGCCGACACGACGUUAUGGGAGUAAAGUUGCUACUGAGCCAUUCCUCAACGGAAGCACCAGCUCGUACGUUGAGGAAAUGUACAAUGCCUGGUUGAGAGAUCCUAACAGUGUCCACGUCUCCUGGGACUCUUUCUUCAGAAAUAGUACAGCAGGUGCUGGGCCAGGUCUCGCUUACCAAUCGCCACCGUCUCUAGCCCCACGACAUGACCAAGUACCACUGGGAUCUCUCCUACCACUUGGUGGCUCUCAAGUUGGACAAGUACCGAUCAAUGAGAAGGUCAUCGACGAUCACCUCGCUGUCCAGGCGAUCAUUCGGUCAUACCAGGCCCGGGGUCAUUUAGUCGCUGAUUUGGAUCCCCUUGGUAUUAUGAGAGACGACUUGGUGCACACGCAUUAUGCAUCCCGUAAGGGGGCACCUGAGCGUGUCCUGCGGCAAUAUAUGCUUGAGGAGUCCGAUAUGGAGAGAGUCUUCAAACUCCCGUCGACGACGUUCAUCGGUGGCAAGGAGAAAUCCCUGCCUCUUCGUGAAAUCUUGAAGAGGCUGGAGAAUGCCUACUGCGGUCACAUUGGGGUUGAGUUUAUGUUUAUAAAUUCAUUGGAACAGUGCAAUUGGAUUCGUCAGAAGAUGGAAACACCUGGUGUUAUGGAGGUGACAAAUGAUGAGAAACGCUUGAUUCUGGCGCGUCUGACGCGUGCUACGGGUUUCGAAUCAUUUUUAGCAAGAAAAUGGGCAUCUGAGAAGCGAUUCGGUCUUGAGGGCUGCGAAAUACUCAUCCCAGCGAUGAAACAGGUCAUUGACAAAUCCACCGAACUCGGGGUUGAGUCUAUCGUCAUGGGGAUGCCCCAUCGUGGUCGUCUCAAUGUCCUGGCCAAUGUUUGUCGCAAGCCACUCAAUCAAAUAUUCACGCAAUUCGCUGCUCUCGAAGCCGCUGAUGACGGCUCUGGAGACGUUAAAUAUCAUCUAGGGACUUACAUCGAACGUUUGAAUCGUGUUACCAACAAGAAUAUUCGUCUCGCUGUUGUUGCCAAUCCAUCGCAUCUGGAGGCUGUAGAUCCUGUUGUCCAGGGGAAGACGCGCGCCGAACAAUUUUAUCGUGGGGACGGAGAAGGCAAAAAAGUCAUGUCCAUACUUUUGCACGGCGAUGCUGCUUUCUGUGGACAAGGUGUUGUCUUCGAGACAAUGCACUUGUCAGAUUUACCAGACUACACGACCCACGGUACGAUCCACAUCGUGGCCAACAAUCAGAUUGGAUUUACAACGGAUCCACGACACUCUCGAUCGUCUCCGUACUGCACAGACGUUGCACGUGUCGUUAAUGCACCUAUAUUCCAUGUUAACUCUGACGAUCCAGAGGCUGUGAUGCACGUGUGCAAAGUAGCUGCUGAAUGGCGUGCCACGUUUCACAAGGACGUUGUCAUUGACAUCGUGUCAUACAGGAGAAAUGGCCACAACGAGAUUGACGAGCCCAUGUUCACCCAGCCCCUUAUGUACCGUAAAAUUCGAAAUACAGCACCAGUUCUCGAUAUUUAUUCCAAAAAAUUAACAGACGAGGGAGUUGUGACGCAGGAGGAGGUGAAAGACGUCAAGGAUAAAUACGAGAAGAUAUGUGAAGAGGCGUACAGCGGUGCACGACAGGAGACUCACAUAAAGUACAAGGAUUGGCUGGAUUCGCCUUGGUCUGGCUUCUUCGAAGGAAAGGAUCCACUGAAAGUGUCACCCACUGGAGUUAAAGAGGACACCCUCAUUCACAUUGGAAAGAAAUUCUCGUCCCCUCCACCGAAUGCUGCUGAAUUUGUCAUUCAUAAAGGUAUUGAGCGUAUUUUGAAGGCUAGGAUGGAGAUGGUGGAGUCGAGACAAGUGGAUUGGGCCCUGGGGGAGGCGAUGGCCUUCGGAUCACUCCUCAAGGAGGGAAUUCACGUGAGAUUAUCUGGACAGGAUGUCGAGAGGGGUACAUUCUCACACAGACAUCAUGUCCUCCAUCAUCAGAGUGUCGACAAGGCCACGUACAGGCCUCUCUGCUAUCUUUAUCCUGAUCAGGCACCCUACACUGUUUGCAACAGCUCACUCUCUGAAUUCGGUGUGCUGGGAUUUGAGCUCGGUUACUCCAUGACGAAUCCCAAUGCACUUGUCUGCUGGGAGGCACAGUUUGGAGAUUUUAAUAACACUGCACAGUGUAUUAUCGAUCAGUUUAUCAGCAGUGGGCAGGCUAAAUGGGUGAGACAAUCGGGAAUUGUGAUGUUACAGCCACAUGGUCUUGAGGGAAUGGGCCCUGAGCACUCGAGUGCACGUCUUGAACGGUUUCUUCAGAUGUCAGCUGAUGAUCCUGAUUAUUUCCCACCUGAGAGUGAGGAGUUCGCUGUCAGGCAGCUUCACGACAGCAACUGGAUUGUUGCCAACUGCAGCACACCAGCUAAUUAUUUCCACAUUCUGAGGAGACAGAUUGCUCUGCCGUUCAGAAAACCUCUCAUUCUCAUGACGCCCAAGUCUCUUCUUCGUCAUCCUGAGGCGAGAUCUAGUUUUGAUGUCAUGACAGAGGACACGCAGUUCCUGAGGGUUAUUCCUGAGGAGGGACCUGCUGCACAGAACUCUGGCAGUGUUAAGAGGUUGAUAUUCUGCUCGGGGAAGGUCUACUACGAUCUGACCAAGGCCAGGAAUGAGAGGAGUUUGAAUGACAAAGUGGCCAUUGCCAGGGUGGAGCAAAUUUCUCCAUUCCCACAUGAUCUCGUUAAGAGAGAAGUUGAGAAAUAUCCAAAUGCUGAGAUCUACUGGACCCAGGAGGAGGCGAAAAAUCAAGGGGCUUGGUCUUACGUUCAGCCAAGAUUUGUCACAGCCCUCAAUGGCACUCGCAAUGUUUCUAAUAGGGGCUCAGAUAAAAAUAGUGGUGGUUGGUUAAGUGCGUGGCUUACAUCCUCCAAACCGACAAAAUCCCAGUCUGUACCUGAGUCGACACAAAUAUCUAAACCUCGUACUAUCAGAUAUGCUGGUCGAGCUUGCGCCGCAUCACCAGCGACAGGUAGUAAAAUGCAGCAUCUCAAGGAACUCAAACAGUUGUUGGACGACAGUUUCAACAUUUAAAGUCAGUCAUGUGUAGCACUAUUGUAGGAAAAAACGAAAUCAUUUUAUUUAUUGUCCCCUGAUCGUAAGUUAACUGAACCUUCUGUAAAAAAAAAACAUGUAUAUCCCACUGAUUUCAGCAGAGGUGUAAAAAUGACGAAAUUAUUGCAAAUAUGCCGGUAUUGACGCCUCUGUACCUCCACUAUUAAUGGUUUCUUGACUAUUACUCAAUUAUAAAAAAAUGUGAAAAAGAUAGAACAGUACUAAUUAUUUUUAAUGAGAAAAGCGUUUGUGAAUUAACAGUUGGAGAUUGAAGUGAAAAUGGUGAAAAAUGGAAACAAUAGUCCUCUGAAAAUUAACAAUCAAGUAUUAUUUUUCAUUAAUUUUUGUUGUGAUGAGUAAAGAGAGAAGCAACUGGAGCACAUGAACAUGUGAUUCUACAGUACUUUAAAUGAGUUUCCAAUAAAUAUUCUUACAAAUCUAUGUCAGUAAAAA